Molecule: messenger RNA, 4233 nt
Organism: Python bivittatus (Burmese python)
Lineage: Eukaryota; Metazoa; Chordata; Lepidosauria; Squamata; Pythonidae
Gene: UMPS
Product: uridine monophosphate synthetase
Biological process (GO): 'de novo' pyrimidine nucleobase biosynthetic process; 'de novo' UMP biosynthetic process
Molecular function (GO): orotidine-5'-phosphate decarboxylase activity; orotate phosphoribosyltransferase activity
Source: RefSeq, a predicted model, not a curated record
CCAGUCCAACAUCCUCCCUAAUACACCAUGAUGCCCAUCUUCCAAAUGCCACCGAUCUCUGUCUAGGCGUGCCCGGGGUAGAAGUAUGAUUUGUGAACCUAAACGUGUAGCAACACUUCUGAUUCUCCGGCUGGUUUACUAAGCCCGGCUCGACAACGUGGAUCCCUCCAGGCAUCCCGUAACUGGCUCCUCCACGCCGGCAGAGGGCUCACAUGCAAUCUUCUGUCCAGGUUCGACGUCACGUUGCCACCUCAGCAUCCCAAGCCAAGGAUGCUUUAGAACCGCCUCCCUGUUCGUCGUCAUUGUUCCGCGACAAGGCCCGCGGCGCAUGCGCCGUCCUCUCUCUCUCGCACGGCGCGAGGAAAGCGAGCGCGCGAUGGAGUCGUUAGUGUCUGAGCUGUACGGGGUUCAAGCUCUGCGCUUUGGGGAGUUCGUCCUGAAGAGCGGCCUAGUCUCCCCCGUCUAUAUCGACCUCCGCGUCAUUGUGUCGCACCCGGCGCUGCUUAACAAGGUAGCGGAUCUCCUUUUCUGUUCAGCCAAAGAUGCUGCACUCAAGUAUGAUUCUGUGUGUGGUGUUCCAUACACAGCUUUGCCAUUGGCUACAAUAAUCUGCUCAACUAACAAGAUUCCAAUGCUUAUACGGAGAAAGGAAGCAAAAGACCAUGGAACCAAACGCCUUGUGGAGGGAACAAUUAAUUCAGGAGAAAUGUGCCUGAUUAUUGAGGAUGUAGUGACUAGUGGUUCAAGUGUCUUGGAGACGGCAGAGGUCCUUUGGAAAGAGGGACUGAAGGUUACUGAUGCCAUUGUGCUGUUGGACAGAGAACAAGGAGGGAAAGCCAUGUUGGAAAAACAUGGAAUUAGGCUGCACUCAGUAUGCAGCUUGUCUCAAAUUCUCAAAAUCCUUGAACAGCAGAAAAAAAUUACUUCUGAAAUGGUGGCAAGAGUAGAAAAAUUCAUUCAAGACAAUAUUUUUAGGCCGUCUGAGCAAAAUGGUACUGCUCCUAUGAAAAGAGUAUGCAAAGAAAUGAGUUACGCUGCUCGGGCUGAACUGCCAGGUACUCAUCCUCUGGCUGCUCGACUUCUCAGGCUCAUGGAGAAAAAACAGUCUAAUUUGUGCCUUUCUGCUGAUGUGAACAACUCCAAAGACUUGCUCCAGCUAGCUGACACUCUGGGACCAUCCAUCUGUAUUUUGAAAACUCACAUUGAUAUUCUGGAUGAUUUUACCCAAGAAGUAGUAAAAGAGUUGAGUGUGCUUGCUGCUCAACAUGAAUUUUUGAUUUUUGAAGACCGAAAGUUUGCAGACAUUGGAAAUACAGUGAAACAUCAGUACAAAGGUGGUGUUUUCAAAAUAGCAUCAUGGUCAGACAUGGUUAAUGCCCAUGCAGUCCCUGGCCCUGGGGUUAUUAAGGGACUGAAAGAAGUAGGGCAUCCUUUACAGCGGGGAUGUCUCUUGAUUGGCGAGAUGAGCUCCAACGAAUCAUUGGCCACUGGUGACUAUACUAAAGCUGUAGUUAAAAUGGCUGAAGAACACUCAGAUUUUGUUCUGGGAUUUAUUUCUGGCUCUAGAAUUAUUGAAAAACCUGAAUUUCUUCACUUAACUCCAGGUGUCCAGAUGCAAGCUGGAGGUGAUAGCCUUGGGCAGAAGUACCUAAGUCCACAAGACGUUAUCAGAAAAAGAAAUUCAGACAUCAUCAUUGUAGGACGGGGCAUCUUAUCUGCAUCAGACCACCUGGCUGAAGCAGAGGCGUAUAGGAAAGUAGGCUGGGAAAGUUACUUGCAGAAGAUUGGCGUUAGUACACAAAAUUAGCCCAGUUGGCUUCUACUAAACAAGCCAUUCCAAGAAGCUAGCAUGAUUAAGAAGGUAAUGGUAAUGUUUUUAUCCACCAAAUGUUUUUGUAUGUUAAAAUAAAUCUGCCACUGAGAGAUUUAGAAGCUGUUACACAAAUAAUAGCAAUGGCACUUCUGGACACUGAAAUGCAGCAAUCAGUUUUCCUAUUAAGAUGAUUCUGGAAUUCUCUCCCUGCAUUUAAAGUAAAAUAGGAAAGCAUUCCAAAGGGGCCUUUAAAACAACAUUGGCUUUGAAAAUAUCAGGGACAUAAAAAUGGAGAGAAGUCAGAAAACAUGAUGCAUCUUCAUACAGCAUAUGCAGUUCUGGUUAUCAGUUCUUAAUUAUUGUUUUCUGUAUUAGAAUAUGAGGAUUCUCCCUAGACAGUAGGUGUUUCAGUCACAUCUGGAACAUGCUUGAAAGUCUUAUGCUGGUGAGAGAUCUGUUUCUUUAAUACAAUUAAGACACUUGUUCACCUUUUAGCAAAUGCUUUGACAAUGUAGAGAUAAUUUACUACCUCAUGUUACAUUCAGAAAAUGUGUUUCUCCUGUUGAUAUUAUUUGGAAUAUAAAUAUGAAUGUCUUGUACAAUAUUAAUUUUAAAUGUGAACAUAUUAAUACCUUACUAGUUUUGUAUGGGAAAAAUGGAACAAUCUGUAUAUUGUCUUACAUAAACCAUUGCAUUUAUGAAUGUUAAGGAUUUUACAGAACAUUUGCAGCAUAAAUGAGAUAUUAGUACAGAUGUGAUGUUUCUUGUUCUGAAAUGGUCCAGAAUUCUCAAAAACCAUGUCUUAACCAGCUGCAGGAUCUUGCCCCUUAUCUCGUUCACUUGUGUCAUCAAAUUCUUCUGCAAAAAGUCUUUACGUGUUUCAGUUGAGGAGAAAAGUUGGUUUUGAUGUUUAAAUGACCUUCUGUAAUUUUAUGAUUCUGAUUUAAACAGAUAUUUUAAAUUCAGAUAUAAUUUGCAAAGUAUGUGAAAUAAAGUACUGUGUCUCUUUCAUAAAUGUGCAUCAUUUUCUGUUCAGAAGUUUCUACCACCUUAGCCUUCUAUUUUAAAUGUUACUGAGAUUGUAUAUUAUUACAAUUAUAUUUAUUUAUAUGUGGUCAAAGAGCAGACAAUUAUCUGAAACAAUAGAGCAGAAAAACAAGGUAAAUGUGUCACAAUUCACCCAAGAAAGUGCAUGGUAAUAAAACUAAAAGGUACGAAUAAUAUUAGUUUAAUGAAGUCACCUGUUGCUGUGUUUUUAUUGCAACCAGAAAAUAUUUGCCAAUGCUCUUUGUUGUAUCUUUUUUUGCAUACAUUUUAUUAUAAGUUUUAAAGAGAAGAUAAAAACUAAUAAAAACUAAUACAGAAUAAAGAAAACAAAGAGAAAAAGAUGAAAGUGCAGAAAGAAAAGAUAAAAAGAAAUAGAAACAAGCUUCCGGUUUCCUUUUCAGCAAGUACAAGUAUAAUUACAAAGUUAUCUCUACUGUAUGGUUACAAAAAAAGCUAACUUUUUUUCUAUUAUCUAAUUUGUGUCUUAUCAAAACCACAAGUCACAAGUUCAUUUUUUUCCCUCUGUUUCAUGCAAAAAGUCUAUAAAGGGGCUCUUUGUUGUAUCUUGAUUGGUAUCUUAUAAAAGAAGUUUAGUAUAAAAUGCAUCUCUUCUCCCCAAGAAUUGCUGGAAGAUAGAUGCUAAAUAAAAUUCAUGACUAUCUCUAUAAAAAUUGCAGUAGAGAAGUACAUGCUGGACAGUUACAACCUUUCCAGAGUCACACAGGCAUAUACACUCAGAUGCAGGGUUUUUAUUAUAUCUACUACUAAAAAGGGCUGAGAGUAAGACAUUAUGCCUGUCUUGAAAAAAUUAUUUCCCUAAACUGGGGGAAGUUAACAUGCAGAUAGUUUGCAGGUUUCCACAUAUUCCUACUAAUGAGUAUUGCAAAGCUCUGUAUUAAGGAGCCAAUUUUAGUUCAAAGUUCUAUGUUCUUCAGCCUUUGAUAAAUAAUUCUUUUGGCUUGAUCAUAGCCAGUAGAAAGAAGGCAAUUUUGGGGUAAUCCAGAGGAAAUGAGUUUCAGCCAGUACAACAUUAUUAAUUUCCAAGCUCAAUAUUCAAUCCCAGGCCUCCCUGCCUCAAGCCUGACAGCUGUAUCAGGGAUGCUUUUAGAAGGAGAGAGCAUGGCCUGAGAAAUUGAGUUUUUGUGUGGCCUCUAAGGGGUUUUUCUUGACCUGUGCUGCAUAUCAAAUCUGGGCCAGGGUUUUGGCUUCAAAAGUUUAAGGGCCGCUGCUUGUUGUUUGGUCUGGAUGAAAGAAUGGAUGUUGCUGAGAAACAAGAGUCUUUUACAGUUAGAAGGUCAUGACUUGAGGUUUGGAUGACAUGGAUACUUAUGGUAUGAUAAAGUUAAAAUUAAUGUGGACUUUAAAAAUCAUUU